GGGAUAAAUAGCGAUGCCGCACCGUACCCGAUUGCAGAAAUACAGCCCAGAAAAAAGCGCUGCCGUACUCGAUUGCUGAAAUACUGACCUGAAAAAGUUGCAGCUGGGCGGUCACACUGUUCCUGCUGUUCCAGCUGUUCCACCAAAACAAAAACAAUGAACGUUGACAAAACCAAAAAAUUGGCCAUUUUUGCUGCCGGAGUGGGUCUGGUGUAUGUGCUGGUGCGUCACAAGCACUCCCUGCUGUCCAGGCUGCGGCGGACCUGGCACUCGGAGAGUCCGCUGUUCAACAGGCGCAUAGAAGUCAUCAACUCUAUCCAUGACCCGGCCGCCCAGGUCGUGCUUAACGAGCUGCGAACUCACUGCCAGAGCUUCAAGGUGGUCGGCUUCGACUGCGAAUGGAUCACGGUUGGGGGAAGCAGGAGACCCGUCGCGCUCCUUCAGCUCAGCUCCCACAAAGGCCUCUGUGCUCUCUUCCGGCUGUGCACGAUGAAGCAGAUACCCAAGGACCUGCGUGACCUGCUCGAAGACGAGGCCGUCAUCAAGGUGGGUGUAGCUCCGCAGGACGACGCCAAGAAGUUGGCUCACGAUUACGGAGUAGGCGUGGCCAGCACGCUGGACCUGCGUUUUUUGGCCGUCAUGGCCGGACACAAGCCCGAGGGGCUGGGGAAGCUGGCCAAGACGCACGCAGACUUUGUGCUGGACAAGAACUGGCGGCUGGCCUGCUCCAACUGGGAGGCCAAGCAGCUGGAGACCACCCAAAUAAACUACGCGGCCAACGAUGCCCUGGCUGCCGUGGCCAUUUUCCAGAAGUUGUCCAGGGAUCUGGAGCCACGCAACUUCUGGGAUUGGCGGCCAUUGAGCGAGCACAGCUUUCGCCCCAAAAUCGAACCCUUCCUGGACGUGGAUUUUGCCAGGGGCUUCAACAUCAACCUGUCGACGGAUGGGAGUCGUGCCGCCAGUUCUGGUUCCCAGAAGCAGAAGAAAUUGACGUUCAAAAAGCAGCAGUGCCGCCACCUCGGCACCCAGUCGAAGGUCUUCUACGACAACUGCUUGCUGCAGGCUCCCGAUGGGGAGCUCCUCUGCACCAUGGAUCGCCGCAAGGCAUCCUGGUACCUGGCACAGAAUCUGGGCACCAAAGUCAGCGAGGAUCCGUUCACAGUUCGGCUGAACUUCGAGCCCGCGGGAAGGGCCGUGGGAGAGGUGGGACGCUACUACCAGACGCCCAAGGAAAAUCAGUGCGUGGUGUGCGGCAAUCGAGAGGCGUUCAUCCGCAAGAAUGUGGUGCCGCAUCAGUACCGGAAGCACUUCCCCGUGGUCAUGAAGACACACACCUCCCACGACGUCCUGCUGCUGUGCCCGCCCUGCCACCAGCUGAGCAACAUCUCGGAUCUGCGGGUCCACUGCAAGCUGGCCGCCAAGUGCGAUGCCCCGUUCAAGCACAGCGAAGGCAACGUCAAGUAUCACAUCGAUCCAGAGCUAAGGCGGGUCAAGUCUGCUGCCAAAGCGCUGCUCUAUAAUGGCCACCGCAUACCCGCGCAAAAGUUGGAAGAGAUGCGCCAAACUCUUCUGGACUUUUACAAGGAUCACACCGAGGUUACAGAGCAGCUGCUGAGGGAGGCCGCGGACGUGGAGUAUCGCAUGGAGAACGAAGACUACUGCCAGCAUGGCGAGAAGGUGGUGCAGAUGUAUCGCCACGAAUUCGGGGGCCUCAUCGAGCUGGAGCGGCUGUGGCGAGAGCAUUUUCUGCACACCAUGAAGCCCAAGUUUCUGCCCGACCUAUGGAACGUCAAUCACAAUGCCGAUCGCCUGGAGGUGCGAGCCAGCGAGGGACGCGUGGACAGUGCGGAUUUGCUGGUGGCGGGACUGGAGACAAAGCCCAGGGACGCAUUAUAGAUGCGAAUGAAUGGGGGAUUGUUUUGGUUUGCCGCGGGCUUUGUACGUUUUGUAUUUUGGUAAAAAUAAACUACAAUUUGAUUUGCGCUAUGGUACAA
Messenger RNA from Drosophila obscura, 1994 nucleotides. It is a transcript of the gene Exd2, whose product is annotated as exonuclease 3'-5' domain-containing protein 2. The coding region runs from base 157 to 1896 and encodes 579 amino acids. Gene Ontology annotation, molecular function: nucleic acid binding; 3'-5' exonuclease activity. The record is from RefSeq and is a predicted model, not a curated record. Gene Ontology annotation, cellular component: cytoplasm; nucleus. Lineage: Eukaryota; Metazoa; Arthropoda; Insecta; Diptera; Drosophilidae. Gene Ontology annotation, biological process: nucleobase-containing compound metabolic process. The transcript is spliced from 3 exons.